AUGACCUCCAAUCCGCGCAUCGUUUUUGCCAAACGCCCCGCUCCCCAUGAACUACCCAAGAUUGGCGAGCAUCUCAUAUUUGACGAAUCGCGGACUAUUGAUCUCGAAAACGUCCCUCUCAAUGGCGGAUUUUUAACAAAGACUUUGAUCUUGAGCCCUGAGCCUGCUAUGCGGGAACGCAUGCGCGAUCCAUCAAUUCCAAGUUAUACCACAACGUUCAACGUCGGCGGACCGAUCCUUGGAUUCGGUGUAGUGGUGGUCCUUCGCUCUGAGAAAGAUGGGUUCAAGCCGGGCGACUAUCUAUACGGAUUAACGGUCUGGGAGGCAUACACCGUGCAGCCCUACAUCGAUGGGCGCGUCAACUUCAAAGCAGAAGAAUGGUCCCCCGGCACAUUCGACAUGGACUCUCUUGCCCUGCAAGUCGUCCCGAAUCCAAACGGUCUCUACCCAUUAUCGAAGUACACCAGCAUUAUGGGAACGCCAGGGCUGACUGCGUUUGUCGGUAUGGAGGGCAUCAUUGAUGGAAAAGAGGGAGAAACGCUGUUCGUGUCGUCGGGAGCAUCUGCAGUGGGAAGUAUGGUAAUUCAACUCGCGAAGCUCAAGGGGAUGAAAGUUAUUGCCUCUGCGGGCUCGGACGCAAAGGUGGAGUACAUGCGCUCCCUGGGAGCGGACUUGCCCUUCAACUACAAGAAAGUCAGCUAUGCUGAGUUUCUCAAGAAACACGGUCCUAUCAAUAAGUUCUGGGACAAUGUCGGCGCGGAAGCGCUGGACGCCGCGCUGGAGUCAAUCACUUCCUACGGAAAGAUGGCAAUCUGCGGUACAUCAGGCACAGAUGCGACACCGCCUAAUGAACAUUACCGUUUGAAGAACGCAUACCUGAUCAUGAAAAAAUGCAUCAACAUUCGUGGCUUCAUUGUCCCGGACCUCAUCCCCCAAUUCAUUGGGAAGUUUUUCGAGACCGUUCCCGCCCUCAUGGCUCAAGGCAAGCUGCGCAGUGAGGAGACGGAGUACGAUGGAAUCGAGAGUGCACCACAAGCGUUUAUCGACACCUUGUCUAGCGGUCAUCAAAAAGCUGGAACUCUUGUCGUUGUAGUUGCGCGAGACUAA
Psilocybe cubensis is the source of this 1107-nucleotide messenger RNA. RefSeq lists its product as uncharacterized. The transcript has 10 exons. The coding region runs from base 1 to 1107 and encodes 368 amino acids. Gene Ontology annotation, molecular function: oxidoreductase activity, acting on the CH-CH group of donors, NAD or NADP as acceptor. The record is from RefSeq and is a predicted model, not a curated record. Lineage: Eukaryota; Fungi; Basidiomycota; Agaricomycetes; Agaricales; Agrocybaceae.